AAAAACUGCGAAAUUAAAACCUGGAAGUUCAAAGAAUCGAUCAAUACUCAGCAUGGAGAACAAGCGCUCGGACGAGUAUACCGCCUUGAAACUCAAGAAUUUUGACAACAAUGUGCAAAUUGUGAAGCAUGAGUUUCCAGACUCGGAAUCUUCAGAUACCGACCAUAGGUUCCGCGAUGGACUUUAUCAGUCGUUUGUUAGUCUCGGAGUUCUGAGUCUCCUCGUUCAUCCGGGAAUAUGCGUCACCUUAUCGACCAUUCUUUACCCUCAGCUAAACAUCACCAAAUAUCAAAACGCGUGGAUAGCCAGUCUACUAUCGAUCGGAAUGCCAAUCGGCUCUCUAUUUGUUGGGCCGAUGCUGGACAAAUUUGGACGGAAGCGAACAUGUAUUUUCACGGCGAUUCUGACUUCCAUCACGUGGGCAAUGAUCAUUUCCUUGCCGGAGGAUUUCGAUUUGAACUUGCUGUAUAUCAUCAGAUUUAUCAGUGGGAUUGCUCUAGGUUUGGCGACGUCUGUGAUCGUGUACGUCUCGGAGGUGACGAACAAGCACUGGCGGCCGGUGUACCUGGCGACGGUGAGCGUGUUCCUGGCGAGCGGGGUCCUCGUGGCGACGACCGUGGGCAUCAUGAUGCCGUGGCGCUCCUUCGCUCUCUUCAGCUUCGGCGUCUCCCUCGUCAACAUCACCCUCAUCCUCCUCGUCCCCGAGAGCCCCCACUGGCUCGUCCGCUUCUCCCCCGAACAAGCCAAACGGGCUCUCGUCAAACUCAACAAGAACAAACAGGACUUCAAUGAAGAAUGGGAAGCACUGGAGGCUCGGCGGAGCGCCCGCGCAAGCAGCACGUUCCGCAAAGCGCGGCUCCUGUCGCGGGAAGUGCGGCGUCCGAUGCUGCGACUAGCCAUGGUCUUCACCUUCCAGCAGCUCGGCGGCGGGUACCUCGUCGUCGUCUACGCCCUCCAGAUGUUCCAGACGGUCGUCCAGUCCGCCACGACCACCUCCAACCACGCACCCACCCCGGCCCCCACCAACGUGACCCUCCCCCUGGUCCAGAAGCACGAGUUCCGCCUCGGCGACCUGGACACCCUCUGCUUCAUCUGCGUCGGCGUCAUCCGGGUGGGCAUGUCCGGCCUGGCCGUCCUCCUCACCAAGCACGUCAACAGCCGGCCCAUCCUCAUCUCCUCGGCGCUGAGCUCCGCCUUCUCGGCUUUCGCCUUCGCCGCUGUCAUGUCCGGGGUCUUCGGCCCGGUCCGCGACCUCCUCCCGCUCUUCUUCGUCCUCCUCUUCCUCCUCCUUCAAUCCUACGGCAUGCUCGUCAUCCCCUGGGCGCAGAUCGGCGAACUCAUCCCUUUAAGCUACCGCGCCAAGGGGGGUGGAUUCAUGACCGCUUAUGCCUAUAUUCUCAUGUUCGUAGCUGUCAAGAUCUACCCGUACGCUGUCGAUUGGGUCGGUCUGGCAAGCGUCUUCGUAUUUUUCGGCCUUGUUGCGGCCUUGGCUUCCGUCUACGUCUACUUGUACAUUCCGGAGACACACGGCAAGACUUUCAAAGAGAUUGAGGACUUCUUUAAGUAGGUUUCCCUUAAAAACGUUUCUUCGAGUAAUCCUAGUAAAAGCAAGCGAGACUUACGAUAGACUGCUUGAGAAGAAAAUACCCUCCGACGUUAAAAUCGAUAAUUUAGACGUCGACCUUACCUCAAGUACUCUGAUAUCAGAGUAACGUGGUUUUGGUCAGUGUGAAAUUAGAGCGCUCAGACCUCCUGUCUAACUGGACGCUACGCCGCUGAUGUUUCGAUUCCUUUACACAGGCUGUAACCAUUGAGGGCAGUGUUCGAAACUCACCUUUGAGUUUUAGGAGCCAUGAGGCGCAUUGAGCCCGAUUAUUUGGCGCCAUUUUAGGUUUUUUAGGGGCCAAAUUGACUUUUCGCCUAUAUAUUACGGCGCAUUUAGUGAAAAGUUAGACGCAAGAUGUUUUAGUAACAGAACUAGUAAGAAGCUGUAACUUGGG
This is a messenger RNA of Bemisia tabaci, 2000 nucleotides long. The record is from RefSeq and is a predicted model, not a curated record. Lineage: Eukaryota; Metazoa; Arthropoda; Insecta; Hemiptera; Aleyrodidae.